GAAAUUAUUUAAUAUUUAUUUGUGAUGCAGACAUCUUGAACUGACAGGUAGUUACCUCCGCUCUGCUGUUUCCCGCUGACAGUUUAUUCAAAAUUUCACCGAAAUUUACAGCGCAAAGUGAUUAAUUCUCAAGAGAAAUGGGAUUUUGCAAAAGCCCUGGCAGAUGUACUUUCUUUUUUUUUUUUUCUUAUCUACAGAAAGCAAUCCACUGAUAUUGACAUUCAAAUAAUCUAGCUUUGUUGAGAAAAUAUUUUAAUCACUUUAAACGUGUUGAACGCUUUUUAUUUUUCUGAUGGCCAGCUGAUAUUCACAAUCACGUUUUCAGCCGCCUAAACUGACGCAAGGCCAUUUCACAUGCCACCAUUAUAACACUGAAUAGUUUUCGGUUUUGGAAGAAAUCAAUGACAAACGGAACAAUACCGACCUUUUAUCGCCUGGCGCAUAAACAAUACAUGAGUUUUUUUUUUUAAAGCGCACUAUUGACGCAAGUCGGUUCUUAUGUGCAUGUUUCGGCAAACUAGAGCAAAAUGUUCUAAUGGAUUUGGGGAAACGAGCGGUAUGUGCGUAAAACGAAAUUGAAUACUCAAUAACAAAAAGAACGAUAAUCUCCCAAGAUUUUGAAAAUGCCUUGAUAUCUGAAAUAUCUCAUGUUAUUCAAAUGAUAUAUAUUUAAAAAUUUGUCAAUGACUUAUAUGAAUUUGCCCCGAGGACAAUGGUUUGAUAUUUGACAAAUCAGCUGAAAUAAUCACCCUUACACAUUGGCGAGUUCGAACAUUAAGUAAAUGGUUCAGUUUUGAGCAACCUCUUGAUAUGCGAGACAAAAUAGAGCUCAACUAUUGAAGCUAAUAUAAAGCUGAUUUUCAAGGUGAUAACACCACAGAAGGCACAUUCUACGCAAGCUCCAUAAUCGCCAUUACCGUAUACAUGUGUUUACUGGCGGACGAAGUUUUUACUCAGAGGAAACGAAACCUAACCGAUUCUGAGAUAAACUAUCGAAGCAAUUUGUCGUCAAUAUGAACAACACGACUUUACAAGAAGAAGAAGUCUGCUUCAAAGUGGACAUUUUCCCGCUGUUUGCGUUCGGCUUCGUUGUCAACAUACUCGCUCUUAUUGCGGUGCUGAAGGCGAAGCCAAGAGAUUCAACUCCAAACGGAGCCAAGCAAAUUCAUAUCUUAAUCUGUUGCCUCGCAGGUUCGGACACCACAUCCUUGGGAUUGCAAUGUUUGAUGCCAUUAGCUUCGUUUAUAAACUGUGGUUGGUGGGGCGGCAAAAUUACUUGCAGCCUUUUCGGUUUCGUCAACGCCAUUUUAAUUUUGUGGUCCGCGUGGAUUGUGGCUUUAUUGAGUUUUCAGAGAUUCCUCGUCACUGUGUUUCCUUUCCAACACCAAAGUACCUUUACAACGAAAAAAAUCAAGUCGGCCUUAAUUUAUUUAUUUUUCAUAGUCGGUUUGUUCGUAUCUCCGCCUUUUUUCGGUGUUGGGGAGUUUGUCUACUACGAAACUGGCCAGUUUUGCAGCCUAAGUUUAACACCAACUGGGCUACCAGACACAAUAUUUCUUGGCAUUCUCGUCACCCAGGGUUUGGCUUGCGUGGUCUUAGUCCUGGGUUUUAAUAUUCACGUAGUUAUUUCGCUAAAGACCAGGAGGUCUAAAUUUCACAGGCAGACGGUACGAGCGAUGGAUGAUUCAAGCUCGACCUUUGUUUCCUUGACGAAAAAGGUCGCUCUGGUAUUCUGUUUGUGCAACACACCUCUAUUGAUUCGCAUGGCAGUCGACUUAGGAAAGCAGACAGCACUAGAAGAACUUGGCUUAGAACACACCAUAACAAUGGCCUUGAUGUUUGCAAACACUUUAGCGAAUCCUUUUAUCUACGUGGCUUGUAGAAAGCGCUACAGACAUAGCCUUCAAAAACUUCUUUGUUUUCAGCGCUGUAAUGGGUCCGGAGUUGUUCCCAGUAAUUCAGUCUUCAUUGAGGUUGCAGAACUGAAAGCUGCUCAUAGACAGAAGAUUUCCACAGGAGACACUGUCUUGUGAAUAAUUCUCAGUUUGAAUAAACCAUGUUUGAAAUCUCUGAAACUGGUUAUUUUUUACGCCGGUUCAUCCGAUUGGGAGGCGAAGUGGCCUCAUGGUUAGUGCGCUCGUCUCCGGAUCGAGCGAUCUGGGUUCGAGUC
Orbicella faveolata is the source of this 2170-nucleotide messenger RNA. RefSeq names its product C5a anaphylatoxin chemotactic receptor 1-like. The record is from RefSeq and is a predicted model, not a curated record. NCBI's taxonomy places the organism in Eukaryota, Metazoa, Cnidaria, Anthozoa, Scleractinia, Merulinidae. Gene Ontology annotation, molecular function: G protein-coupled receptor activity. Gene Ontology annotation, cellular component: plasma membrane. Gene Ontology annotation, biological process: G protein-coupled receptor signaling pathway.